UGUGAAGCAUAUAUACAUCUCACACGUUGCAACCGCUAUAUAUGUCUGCAGACGAUAAGAAAUGUUUGCUAAUCGAGAAUAGGCAUACACACAAGCACGUACAGCCACCAGUGCCAAUGGCAUCGGACACCAGAAACACAAAUCAACCUUCCAACCCGCUCAUGGUGGCCAAUGCGGCGGCGGUGCAGCUGCAUCCAGAGCUGCUAAUGGCCGCCAAGCGCGGGGACUAUAGCAGGCUAGACGAUCUCAUGAGCAAGGACGAUGGUGGAUUGACGCCCCGCCAUGUCACCCUCGACAUCGACAUCGAGGACGCCGACGAUGAGCAGCAGCACUACGUGCCGGCGGCCGAUUCGGUCCUCCACGCCGUCGCGUCCGGCGGGGACGGCGAGGAGUUCUUGCUGAGCUCGACGGUGGUCUGCCGGAAGGCUGAGCACCUCUUGGGCAUGCGCAAUGCAAUGGGUGACACGCCCUUGCACUGCGCUGCUAGGGCCGGGAGCGUCAAGAUGGUCUCCCAUCUCAUCGACCAAGCUCGGCGCGGCGGCGACAAUGGCACGGCAAGGCUGCAAGCGGCGCUGAGGAAGCAGAAUAAUCAAGGGGAGACAGUCCUCCAUGAGGCGCUCCGCUGGGCCGAUGAGAAGAUGGUCCAGCUGCUGGUGUCGGCGGACCCGGAGCUGGCUCGUUUUCCGCGCGCCAACGGCGGCACCUCGCCGUUGUACCUCGCCAUCUUGCUGGGACGUGAUGACAUUGCGGAGCAGCUGUACCAAAGGGACAACCAACUAUCUUACGCUGGACCAGAUGGCCAGAACGCUCUGCAUGCUGCGGUUCUAAGGAGCGAAAGGAUGACAAAGAAGUUACUGGAUUGGAACAAGGACCUUAUCAAACACGGGGAUCGAUCAAGCGGAAGUACGCCUCUGCACUUUGCGGCAUCAUGGGAUAUCAAGAAAAGGGCCGGGCUAGAGAGUGAUGUUAGCACAAGGGCCCAGCCAUUAUUAGAUGCUUCGCCUCUGCACUUUGCAGCAUUAUUGGAUAUCAGUGAUAUUAGCACAAGGGCAGAGCUACUGCUAGAUGCUUACGAGUCUUCGGCAUAUCAGCCCGACAAGACCGGAUCGUUCCCCAUACAUGUGGCAGCUCUAGGGAACAACCUUGCUGUCGUCCGUGUGUUGCUGGAAAAGUGCCCCGGCUGUGUCCAACUACGAGAUGCCCAGGGCAGGACACUCCUACACAUUGCUGCCUCCAAAGACUACUGUCGUUUAGUUGGGCAUAUUAUAAACCACCUUUUAGCUAAGGGCGUCCAGAGGUUUGCAUCGACCGUGAAUAUGCAGGACAAGGAAGGCAACUCCGCAAUACACUUUGCUGCCGCAAAUGGGGCACCUGGGACCAUCCGCCAUCUCAUUUGGAGAAAGGAAGUUGAGUUAAAUCUACAAAAUAACCAAGGCCGAACACCGCUGGAUCUUGCACAUAGCAGGACGCCCCCAGGGGUUUUCUUUGGAUUGGAUCCAAAUAAUAGGGUGUACAGGAUGCUAAUGGUUGCUGGUUCUAGAUUUGGCGUUCGCCGACGUGGUGAGAAGGAGCCCCCUAUACUAAAUGAAGAGAAGGAGGCAGACACAAUCAGAGAGUCCACAACCAUCGUUGGCGUUGUAUCAGUGCUGAUCCUAACGGUUUCAUUUGCCGCCGCUUUCCAGUCACCUGGAGGAUACAGCACGACGGAUGACAAACGGGCAGGCACACCAGAACUCGCCAAGCUCUACUCCUUCCAGGCAUUCGUCGUGGCAAAUAACCUAGCGGCUCUGUGCUCCGGUAUGGCCACCGUCAGCCUCAUGUACGCUGGAGUGAGCACCGUCGACAUACGCACACGCGUGUGGGCCUUCGUCAUAUCCGUCUUCUUCCUCAAGAGCUCAGCCCGGUGCCUCGCUGGCGCGUUCGUGUUCGGCACAUACGCUGUGCUGGCUCCUGUUGCCCACACAAUUGCUUUCCUCACAUGGCUGUUUUCCUUCUUCAUUCUGGUUGACAUUGCUUGGUUCACAUAUGCAGUAUGCGCGGAUCAGCUAGCGCUUCUUCGCAGGCUGGGUCUGAGAGCAUGCUUGAGUUUCGUGUAUUCCCUCGUGGCCGUCCCCCUCGUGCAGCUGUGGCCGUAUGUCAUCGUUGCUGGCUUGAUCGCAUAUCUCAAGGUCCAUGGGAUACAUUGAUCCGCAUGCAGACUACCCGGCCGGCCAUCUUGAUAAGCAGACCAAACCGAUCAAUUUAAGUUGUUUAUCUGAAUGGUACUUUUUCCAGUUCAUUCGAUAGUGAUACCAACUGUUGUUUUCAAAAUAGCAUCUGUAAACUAUGCUUUGAUUGCUUAAUACAUCCAGCGAGAAUUUCUUAAUUUCUUCAACCCUAAAUGAGAACAAAAUGAAGUGUGGCUAUUGCUCAUGAAAGUGGCCUUUUAUAAGAUAAUGGUUGAGGACUUGUGGUAAUGUACUGUUGGAGUAUAGUGGUGAGAAAAAGGCAGGAUUAUGAAA
Molecule: messenger RNA, 2501 nt
Organism: Brachypodium distachyon (stiff brome)
Lineage: Eukaryota; Viridiplantae; Streptophyta; Magnoliopsida; Poales; Poaceae
Product: protein ACCELERATED CELL DEATH 6
Exons: 3
Coding region: 42-2186 (714 amino acids)
Cellular component (GO): plasma membrane
Molecular function (GO): protein phosphatase regulator activity; protein phosphatase 1 binding
Source: RefSeq, a predicted model, not a curated record